GAUGUCCCCAGGGUGCAUACUUGUUAUAUGUAUAUGAAAUAAAGGCUGACUUGCAUGAAUGAGCAUAGGAAUAAAUACAAAAUGACUGUACAAUCAUUGUUUUAUUGUAUGUGACAGCUAAGACAUGGGUGAGGAAGAAAUAUGAAUCUGAAAUAAGACAUUUAGUGUAUACAGAAUACUUUUAGUGAAAAAAAAUCAAAACAUUGUGAAACAGUCAGAGAAAUGCUAUUACAUCAUCAUCAUCCAGUAUAUACAGGCAGACCCCAACAUAAAGAGAACAGAGGAUGACAGGGUUCUUCAUGAUCAUGUCAUUCCCUGAGUCUCAAUGUCCACUGUAUAUUGUCUACGUACCUAAUGGCACCCUAUUCUCUAUAGGGCCCUGGUCAAAAGUAGUGUACUAUAUAGGGAAUAGCAGGGUCCUCACAUUUUCAAACAAGGUGGUGCUGCUGAGUACAGUGGGAUGGGGGGGCAGAAAACAAGGUGGAGCAGCAUGGUGGGGUUGGGGGACAGAUCACAAGGUGGAGCAGCGUGGUGGGGUUGGGGGGCAGACCACAAGGUGGAGCAGCGUGGUGGGGUUGGGGGGCAGACCACAAGGUGGAGCAGCAUGGUGGGGUUGGGGGGCAGACUACAAGGUGGUGGAGCAGCAUGGUGGGGUUGGGGGGCAGACCACAAGGUGGAGCAGCAUGGUGGGGUUGGGGGGCAGACCACAAGGUGGAGCAGCAUGGUGGGGUUGGGGGGCAGACUACAAGGUGGAGCAGCGUGGUGGGGUUGGGGGGCAGACUACAAGGUGGAGCAGCAUGGUGGGGUUGGGGGGCAGACUACAAGGUGGUGGAGCAGCAUGGUGGGGUUGGGGGGCAGACUACAAGGUGGAGCAGCGUGGUGGGGUUGGGGGGCAGACUACAAGGUGGUGGAGCAGCAUGGUGGGGUUGGGGGGCAGACCACAAGGUGGAGCAGCAUGGUGGGGUUGGGGGGCAGACCACAAGGUGGAGCAGCAUGGUGGGGUUGGGGGGCAGACUACAAGGUGGAGCAGCAUGGUGGGGUUGGGGGGCAGACUACAAGGUGGAGCAGCGUGGUGGGGUUGGGGGGCAGACUACAAGGUGGAGCAGCAUGGUGGGGUUGGGGGGCAGACCACAAGGUGGAGCAGCGUGGUGGGGUUGGGGGGCAGACCACAAGGUGGAGCAGCGUGAUGGGGUUGGGUGGCAGACCACAAGGUGGAGCAGCGUGGUGGGGUUGGACAGACAACAAGGUGGAGCAGCGUGGUGGGGUUGGACAGGCAACAAGGUGGAGCAGCGUGGUGGGGUUGGAGAGACAACAAGGUGGAGCAGCGUGGUGGGGUUGGACAGACAACAAGGUGGAGCAGCGUGGUGGGGUUGGACAGGCAACAAGGUGGAGCAGCAUGGUGGGGUUGGGGGGCAGACCACAAGGUGGAGCAGCAUGGUGGGGUUGGGGGGCAGACUACAAGGUGGAGCAGCAUGGUGGGGUUGGGGGACAGACUACAAGGUGGAGCAGCGUGGUGGGGUUGGGGGACAGACCACAAGGUGGAGCAGCAUGGUGGGGUUGGGGGAUAGACUACAAGGUGGAGCAGCAUGGUGGGGUUGGGGGGCAGACCACAAGGUGGAGCAGCAUGGUGGGGUUGGGGGGCAGACCACAAGGUGGAGCAGCAUGGUGGGGUUGGGGGGCAGACUACAAGGUGGAGCAGCAUGGUGGGGUUGGGGGACAGACUACAAGGUGGAGCAGCGUGGUGGGGUUGGGGGACAGACCACAAGGUGGAGCAGCAUGGUGGGGUUGGGGGAUAGACUACAAGGUGGAGCAGCAUGGUGGGGUUGGGGGGCAGACCACAAGGUGGAGCAGCAUGGUGGGGUUGGGGGAUAGACUACAAGGUGGAGCAGCAUGGUGGGGUUGGGGGGCAGACCACAAGGUGGAGCAGCAUGGUGGGGUUGGGGGGCAGACCACAAGGUGGAGCAGCGUGGUGGGGUUGGGGGGCAGACCACAAGGUGGAGCAGCGUGAUGGGGUUGGGUGGCAGACCACAAGGUGGAGCAGCGUGGUGGGGUUGGACAGACAACAAGGUGGAGCAGCGUGGUGGGGUUGGACAGGCAACAAGGUGGAGCAGCGUGGUGGGGUUGGAGAGACAACAAGGUGGAGCAGCGUGGUGGGGUUGGACAGACAACAAGGUGGAGCAGCGUGGUGGGGUUGGACAGGCAACAAGGUGGAGCAGCAUGGUGGGGUUGGGGGGCAGACUACAAGGUGGAGCAGCGUGGUGGGGUUGGGGGACAGACCACAAGGUGGAGCAGCGUGGUGGGGUUGGACAGACAACAAGGUGGAGCAGCGUGGUGGGGUUGGAGAGACAACAAGGUGGAGCAGCGUGGUGGGGUUGGAGAGACAACAAGGUGGAGCAGCGUGGUGGGGUUGGAGA
Molecule: messenger RNA, 2414 nt
Organism: Oncorhynchus keta (chum salmon)
Lineage: Eukaryota; Metazoa; Chordata; Actinopteri; Salmoniformes; Salmonidae
Product: 50 kDa spicule matrix protein-like
Exons: 12
Coding region: 285-1187 (300 amino acids)
Cellular component (GO): extracellular region
Molecular function (GO): hormone activity
Source: RefSeq, a predicted model, not a curated record